Molecule: messenger RNA, 963 nt
Organism: Botrytis fragariae
Lineage: Eukaryota; Fungi; Ascomycota; Leotiomycetes; Helotiales; Sclerotiniaceae
Exons: 1
Coding region: 1-963 (320 amino acids)
Source: RefSeq, a predicted model, not a curated record
AUGUUCGAAAAGAACUUUCAACUGAACAAUAACCUCAUUGUAUCCAGAUCUCCCUUCUCCCUUCCUCCUCGAGUUUCAAACAUUGAAACCAUGCCGUCUCCGGGACCAACGAUCAAGAGGCUCUUUGUAGCUGCAAAAAAAGUAGUGAUACAGAAAACAAGACCUAGAUCCUUCUCUUCGGCUACCAGGUCUUACUUGGGCUUUUCGCCACCUCUAAUCAUCCUUCGCAAUAAUGCUGUUCCAUCCCCUAUACUCACCACCGAUUCUUUGAUAGCUUGCGAGGAGGGUUCUGUGACUGAGGUGCCAAGUGAUAUGUAUAGGGGUGUAAUUCCUGAGUUUGAACAUCGACCUUUGACUGAGAACCAGUUUCAUAUACUGGAUUGGUUGGAUGAGUCUGAAAUUACAUUCUUUGAAGAGAAAAAGAUAUGGAAUGAUGUGUCCGAGCAUGGAGUGUUCAAUGAUGACCUGUAUUUCACUGCAACCGAGAGUGAAGCGUCUCAGGAUGAAUCACAGAACGAGGGUGAAGAAUUCGAGGAAAACUACGGUAUACCAGAAGGGGAUUACAGCGAAUAUUACUGGGAGGCGAUGGUGGAAACGGGCGAUGAGGGAAGAGAUAUUCAGCAGGACCUCGACGAUGUUGUAGUUCGGCUCACGGUCAUUGGCCUAAUGACAGAAGGCCGUAAGGAGAACAGUUCGGCUGUUUCUGCCCUGGGAUUGUUUGAUGAAGAUAGAUUUGAGACUGUCCCAUCUGUGUUACCGGGUGAAUUCGACGAAGGAGAGAUGGAAGACAUGUCGCGGGAUUUCAAUAUGCGCCUGGAAGAGGCACAGACACAGAUACAGGAACAGGAGUCUCGAAGAACUUCGUUAAGUUUGAGAAAGACGAUAAGUAACAAGUGGACUGAAGUUAGAGUUAGCCUGCGCUGGAAAAUGUCAUUUUCGUCUUUACAGACAAAAGAUACUUGA